GGUAGGUGCCCUGGCAGCAGCUGGUGCGCCCCUGCUCGGGUGAUCUGGCGCAGAACCCAGGGGGUGCUUGGCGCUCGGCGGGCUCCUCCCCGUUUGUUGCGGCCUCGGAGCUCGGCGUUAUCUUGUGGCCUCCCGCAGAAUGUGGAUGACGCCCAAGAGGAUUAGGAUGGAAGUCGAUGAGGCUCUGGUGUUCCGGCCCGAGUGGACCCAGCGUUACUUAGUGGUGGAGCCUCCGGAGGGCGACGGGGCCCUCUGCCUGGUGUGUCGCCGCCUGGUCGCCUCGACCCGGGAACGCGACGUCCGGCGCCACUACGAGGCAGAACACGAAUUCUACGAACGGUUUGUAGGGGACGAGGAGCGCGCUGCCCUGGUGGAGCGGCUGCGCCAGGGCGACAUGUCGUUGGCGGCGGUGCUCACUCCCGAGGAGAGGGCGACGCGGGCAGGCCUCGGCCUCUGCCGCUUCUUGGCCUUGAAGGGUCGCGGCUGGGGGGAGGGAGACUUUGUACACCAAUGCAUGGAGGUGUUGCUGAGAGAGGUCCUGCCCGACCACGUAGGCGUCCUGGAAGGUAUCGAUCUGUCUCCAGAGAUCACCAGGCAGAGGAUUCUGAGCAUUGACAGCAAUCUGCGUAGCCAGCUGUUCAGCCGAGCCAGGGACUUCAAGGCCUAUUCCCUUGCUUUGGAUGAUCAGGCCUUUGUGGCCUAUGAGAACUACCUCCUGGUUUUUAUCCGUGGCGUAGGCCGCGACCUGGAGGUGCAGGAAGAUCUUCUGACGAUCAUCAACCUGACUCAUCACUUCAGUGUGGGUGCCCUCAUGUCGGCGAUUCUGGAAGCCCUGCAGACAGCGGGGCUCAGCUUACAGCGGAUGGUUGGACUCACCACGACCCACACUUUAAGGAUGAUCGGUGAGAAUUCCGGACUGGUUUCCUACAUGAGAGAGAAGGCUGUCAGCCCCAACUGUUGGAAUGUGAUCCACUAUUCAGGAUUUCUUCACCUGGAACUGUUGAGUUCUUACGAUGUCGAUAUUAAUCAGAUUAUAAAUACCAUAUCCGAAUGGGUGGUUAUGAUUAAGACCAGAGGUGUUCGACGACCCGAGUUUCAGCCUUUACUAACUGAGUCUGAAUCAGAGCAUGGUGAAAGGGUGAAUGGACGGUGUCUGAACAAUUGGCUUAGAAGAGGGAAGACUUUAAAACUAAUAUUUUCACUGCGAAAAGAAAUCGAAGCAUUCUUGGUUUCGGUAGGAGCCACAACAGUCCAUUUCACAGACAAACAGUGGCUUUGUGACUUCGGCUUCUUGGUAGAUAUUAUGGAUUAUCUUCGAGAGAUCAGUGAAGAGUUGCAGAUCAGUAAAGUUUUCGCUGCAGCUGCCUUUGAGCGCAUUUGUACCUUUGAGGCUAAGCUGGAUUCCCUUCAGAGACAUAUGGAGGAAGUAAAUCUAACAGACUUUCCUGCCUUCAGCAUCGUGGUGGAUGAGCUUAAACAGCAGUUUAAGGAAGAUCAGAAAAUCUUUGAUCCUGACAGGUAUCAGAUGGUGAUCGCUCGGCUACAGAAAGAUUUUGAGAGGCAUUUUAAGGACCUCAGGUUCAUUAAAAAGGACUUGGAACUUUUUGCAAAUCCAUUUAACUUUAAACCUGAAUAUGCACCUAUUUCCGUGAGAGUGGAGCUAACAAAGCUUCAGGCAAACACUGACCUGUGGAAUGAAUACAGAGUCAAAGACUUGGGACAGUUUUAUGCUGGAUUGUCUGGUGAAGCUUACCCAAUUAUCAAAGGGGUUGCCUAUAAGGUGGCAUCCUUGUUUGAUAGCAAUCAAAUCUGUGAUAAAGCUUUUUCGUAUUUAACUAGAAACCAGCACACACUGAGCCAGCCAUUGACGGAUGAGCAUCUCCAAGCGCUGUUUCGUGUUGCCACAACUGAAAUGGAUCCUCGUUGGGAUGAUCUUGUGAGAGAAAGAAAUGACUCUUAAGCUUUUAUAGUGCAACAUUGAAACAAGAAUUCAGUUUCAAGUGCAAAAAUCGGUCUGAUUUCCUUCACGUUUACGAAUUUUGGAUUGUUGGAAAGCAUUGAGCUUUUUACAAGAUGUCCAGAUCAGUAACAGUUCAAAUCUUUCUGACAGUUGCCUUUUUCCCAUCUCAUUUGGCAACAUGGGACUGAGACCUAAGAAUACCACCUUUUUAAAAACGUAGUUUAAUGGAAAAAGUCAUUGCCUUUUGCUUUUAUGGUAUAACUGAUUUCAGCAAGUUUAGUAUUAAUAAUGUGAGUUGAAUUAGAAGUCUGGUUUUAAGAUGUUCUGAAGAUAUAUACCAAAAAUAUUAUCUUUUAUUUUAACAAAGUGUAAAAAUUGUGAUAAUUUUAAAUUACCAAUUCCUUAAAAGUGUACUUGAGUCAAUUUACAGAAACUCACAUGCCAAGUUUAUUAAGUGUCUGAAAAGGAACAGCGUAUAUGCUCAGUGGAGGUAUUUUGUCUAGCUAAAAAUGUUUAAGACUAUUUUUUUUAAAACAUCUUUUUGAGUCUGAAGUAAAUCUUGGCAAAUUUCCUCCUCCUGCCCUUCCCCUCCCACCCUUCCUAGUAACAGUGAUAUUACAGUUGGAGGGAGUGAUCAGAAUUGUAGUUGGAGAAGCAAGAAUGAUUUUAAGUUACUGAUUUAAGAGGCUUCUCACAAUUUGGAAUUAAAAAUAACCAAUUUUGGGUGGUUUCCCCUGAAUUUAUCACAACUAGGGGCUAUUUUCAGCUUGUCUAUCAAAGGACCAUGGUAAGUAUAGAAUCUGAACCAUUGCCAGUUAGUAAUUCUUUAUUUUUACUCUAGACAGAACUUUGGCCCUAUCAAAACAUGAGGAAAUAAGACUUCAGGAUCAGGAGUUGUGAGAAGUUUUAGCUUAUUUGUCUUAGCUGCAUGGGUAUUAAUGUUUUAUAAACAAACUCUGCUCAAGAGAAACACUUUAUUUUGAAUUGAUAAUGUUGGGUUUCAUUAGCUGCUGAAAAUGGAUCUACUCCAGAAUUUAGAUCUGUCCACAUUAAGACAGUGCAUAAAUAGAAACAUUUAUAUCUCAAGAAGCAGCCUUAAUUCACAGGCUGUAGUAAUUCUUUAUUUCAAAUGACACAUUGGUUUUGUGCUGUACCACUUACUAUCAGACAUAACUGAAAAAUCUUAUGGUAAAGCUCAACAUGUAAAACUGAUUUAAAAGCAGCACCCGACUUGUAACUUCAUCCUCAAGUAUAGUUUGAAAACCGUUGUGCUAUUAAGUUCUGUCUUAAGUAUUGUAGCACUUUAUUCUGUUGUAAAUUCAAGGAACCAGAUUACAGCCAAGAAUUUAGAAGGAACUGAUGCCUAAGCAAUCUAAAUAGAUGCCACACGAGCCUAAGAACCAAGGUGGGUCAGUAGUUCUUAACCAAAGGUAGCAACCCUUCCUUCCAGAGGCUGCUGGGAAAUGUGUAGGGGCACCUUUGUGGUUAUCACAUUUUCUGGAGGGUUCUGCUGGCAUCUAAGCCUGAGACUUUUCCCUCCUACUGUGCACAGGACAGCUGGCUCCUUGAGGAAUUAUCCCUCCCAAAGUGCCAGCAAAUCCCUCCCCCCUAUAUACAUUAUCUUAUUUCAAGAUAAGGGACAGGGAAAAUUACCAGUAGAAGCUGAUGGUAUAUUUGAUAGGGAAGCCUAAUUCCAGCAUUUCUGAGAAGAAAAGCAGGUGUUAUAUAUUGACAAGAUAACAGAUUGACAUUUUGAUUGUCAGAGAAUAAGCUUAAGUAUCUGGAAAAAGGAUAGUGAAAAACAAACAAAAAUAAUCUGCUGGUAAUUUCCCUGGAGCUUUGUGUAUGGCUUUCACAGCAAAUGCUUUUAUUACUUGAGAGAAAGAUUAGAAAACGGAAAGCUGCUGCUGCCUUCUAGUCCCAGUUCCCUAAAUAUUAGUAUCUUGUACAUUUUAUCAAGUUCUCGUGUUUUGCUUAAGGUGAUAAUAAAAUUAGUUUGCAUCAUGUAGCCACUAAGUGAGUGUGGGGAGAUAUAAAUAAGCCAAGGAUUUUUUUUAAAAAUUGACCCUCAGCAAUAGAAAGCUUGCUGUAACUAGUCUCAUUUUUUUUUUAAUGUGUUUUACUGUUUUCUGUACUAACAGUAGCUGCAUGGCAGUCUUUUUUUUUUUUUUUUUUUU
Nannospalax galili (Upper Galilee mountains blind mole rat) is the source of this 4137-nucleotide messenger RNA. It is a transcript of the gene Epm2aip1, whose product is annotated as EPM2A interacting protein 1. The coding region runs from base 140 to 1960 and encodes 606 amino acids. Gene Ontology annotation, biological process: response to insulin; positive regulation of glycogen biosynthetic process; positive regulation of glycogen (starch) synthase activity. Lineage: Eukaryota; Metazoa; Chordata; Mammalia; Rodentia; Spalacidae. The transcript is spliced from 2 exons. The record is from RefSeq and is a predicted model, not a curated record.